UGCGGUUUUCCUGUUCUUGGACUGCGGUCUGGAAUUUUCCGUUCACGGCUGUGGCCUCGAUCCUCGCCUCGUCUCGCUUCGUCGCCGGGAUCGGCCGGCGGCAUCCGACUUUUUCAACUGCCAUUGCGAGUCAGUUCCUGAUAACCGGCAGUGAGAACGCCUUUUUCCUUCCCGGCUGGUCACCUGUUUCAGCACUCUCACGUCAUUCCGGGUUUGACAGACGUUCAUCGAAACUACGAAUUCAUCAGGUCAGCUUCAGCAGUUGUUCAAAAGGGAAAUCAAUCGAAUCAUCAGUUGACAUGGCACAAGCAGCACCUUUGUUACUCCGUCUCGUCGGAUCAUCCGUCACCGCAGCGACCAAAGCAGGAACGAUUAUAAAAGAUGUCAUGAACAAAGGCGACCUCGGAAUAAGGGACAAGGGAAAUGAUGACCUUCAGACUGAAGCUGAUAGAUUAGCACAGAGCAGUAUCAUUGCAUCCCUUUCUCGUAUGUAUCAAAAAGUAACAAUAAUAGGUGAGGAAGGGCCACAUGAAUUGAGUAAUAUCCGUGAAGAAUGGAUAGCAAAUGAGCCGUGUGAAUCAGUUUUGAAGCAACAGUGCCCAGAGCAUUUAAUGAAUGUCACAGAAGAAGAUGUUGUUAUAUGGAUUGACCCACUUGAUGGAACGAAAGAAUUUACACAAGGAUUUUUAGAAAAUAUCACAGUCCUAAUUGGAAUUGUAGUUGGAAACAAGUCUGUAGCUGGGGUCAUUCAUCAGCCCUAUUACAAAAACGAAGACUUGUUAGGUCGAACGAUCUGGGGCAUUCAAGGAUUGGGUGUAGGUGGAUUUGAACCACUUCCCCCACCCGAUGGAAAAUUUACCAUAACUACUUCAAAAUCUCAUUUCAAUCCUCUUAUAGAAACUGCCAUUGAACUGUUACAACCGGACCAAGUGAAAAAGGAAGGUGGAGCAGGAUAUAAGGUAUUGAUGUUAAUGGAAGGCAAGGCACAUGCUUACGUUUACCCCGUACCUGGUACAAAACGAUGGGACAUUUGUGCACCCGAAGCUAUACUAUCAGCCGUGGGAGGAAAACUGACAGAUAUGAAAGGAAAUUCUUACCCUUACGAUAAAAAUACCAACUAUAACAAUACUGAAGGGGUUGUGGCAACAUGCAACGACUAUUACCAUAAGUUAUGCAUAAACAGAUUAGAAAAUUUUAAGCGCUGAUAAAAAAAUAAAUAAAUUAUUAUAUACUUGA
Molecule: messenger RNA, 1236 nt
Organism: Cimex lectularius (bed bug)
Lineage: Eukaryota; Metazoa; Arthropoda; Insecta; Hemiptera; Cimicidae
Product: 3'(2'),5'-bisphosphate nucleotidase 1
Exons: 5
Coding region: 300-1205 (301 amino acids)
Biological process (GO): phosphatidylinositol phosphate biosynthetic process
Molecular function (GO): 3'(2'),5'-bisphosphate nucleotidase activity
Source: RefSeq, a predicted model, not a curated record